This is a messenger RNA of Fonsecaea multimorphosa CBS 102226, 534 nucleotides long. RefSeq lists its product as uncharacterized. The record is from RefSeq and is a predicted model, not a curated record. The coding region runs from base 1 to 534 and encodes 177 amino acids. The transcript is spliced from 2 exons. Lineage: Eukaryota; Fungi; Ascomycota; Eurotiomycetes; Chaetothyriales; Herpotrichiellaceae.
AUGUCGGAUCCAUUUUGGUACACGUUUCCCUCUCCAUUAGAAGGUUAUCAAGAUCUCCCUCCACUUCCGGACGAGUUAAAUGAGGAUGGCAAGUCCUUCAAGAAUUCUCACACGGCUCCGUUGAGCAAAAGCUAUCAGGAAUUCACCUCUGGUGUGACCAACGGCCAGCGAGGUGGUUUUGAUGUCCACAUUUACUACCACUUGAACAGCGACGAGCAGAAGGAGUAUGCCCGCGCGCUUUGGGAGAGAAUCCGAAGGGAGUUUCCCGAGUUGAGGAUCUAUCGACUCUGGGAUCGACCGGUUGGUCCACAUACAAUGGCCAUGUUUGAAGUGAAUAUCUUCACACCCGCGCAGUUUGGAGCUUUCAUCCCAUGGUUGGUCAUCAAUCGAGGGCCAUUGUCUGCUCUUGUCCAUCCCAAUCAUGAGGAUGGCGAUGCAUUGAGGGAUCAUAGUCAAAGAGCCACAUGGCUGGGAGAGCGUGUGCCGCUUGAUUUGGGCAUGUUGAAGAGGUUUUCUGGACAAAAGAACCAGUGA